AUGACAAUGCAAUCGUCGCAGAGCACAUUCGCUGUACUAUCGGCGAGGAUGGAUGCCGUCCGUGACGGUCAGGUCUUGCAUUUUGGUCGCCUUGAGUCUUCUGAUACCACCUCAAGCGACCAAGACAGUAUCUUCAAACCUGGCGAUACGAUCACCCAAGAAAUCGACGUCGAAAAACGACUGUACUACUCCCGCCUCCACACUGCAGGCCAUGUUCUCGGAUCUGCUGUCAGGCACCUUCUGCAAAACGAAAUCGACGGUUUUGAUGAGCUCAAGGCAUUCCACUUCCCGGAUUCGGCUUCCUGCGAAUUCCAGGGCCUCAUCGAAGGCAAGUGGAAGGAGCCCAUACAGAAGAAAGUCGACGAGUUCGUGGCGGCCAAAUUGCCUGUCGAAGUGGAAUUUUGGGACGAGGAUGAUUUCCGUAAGAAUGGCCUGGAGAGGCUCAUCCCCGAUCCAGGCCUCGCAGCACCGGGAGAGAAGUUUCAAGUCGUCAAGAUUACUGGCGGCGAACUUUACCCUUGCGGAGGAACACAUGUUGACACUACUGAUUUAUGCGGGGAGACCAAGGUGAGGAAAAUUUCUAGGAGCAAGGGCAAGUCUCGUGUUAGCUACACAGUAGAUUUAA
Messenger RNA from Clonostachys solani, 625 nucleotides. Lineage: Eukaryota; Fungi; Ascomycota; Sordariomycetes; Hypocreales; Bionectriaceae. The record is from the annotation of a GenBank genome assembly.